UCCUUCUCUCACACCAAUUGAGUCUCUUGAUCUGUUCCAUGCAAUCCAAGACAGCCUGCAAACCCGCCCAGGACUUCCCAUGCACCGCGCUCUGCUCCUGCUUUCCCGAGCCUGACAAAGUGGAGCCAUCUCCAGAGGAAUUUCCACUCUUCAGGACGGCGAUGAUGCCUCAGUGAUCUCCCUGCUCCAAAACCAGGCCUCGCUUGACUUUCCUUCCAGGAAAGAUUGUUCCCCUUGUGAUCCUGUUGAGGAAAGAGACUCCGAUGGACUUACACCGGGCAGCCUUCAAGAUGGAAAACUCAUCCUAUCUUCCCAACCCGCUGGCAUCUCCGGCCCUGAUGGUUCUCGCCUCCACUGCUGAAGCCAGUCGGGACGCUUCCAUCCCCUGUCAGCAGCCAAGACCUUUUGGAGUCCCGGUAUCAGUGGAUAAGGACGUGCACAUCCCCUUUACCAAUGGCUCGUAUACUUUUGCCUCCAUGUAUCACCGGCAAGGUGGGGUGCCAGGGGCAUUCGCGAACCGUGACUUCCCCCCAUCCUUGCUACACCUCCACCCCCAGUUUGCACCCCCCAACUUGGACUGCACACCAAUAAGUAUGUUGAACCACAGCGGCGUUGGGGCUUUCCGCCCCUUUGCCUCCACUGAAGACAGGGAGAGCUACCAGUCGGCCUUUACGCCGGCCAAACGCCUGAAAAACUGCCAUGACACAGACUCGCCCCACCUGCGCUUCUCGGAUGCCGAUGGCAAGGAGUAUGAGUUUGGAACCCAGCUCCCUUCCGGCUCCCCUGGCUCACUCAAAGUCGAUGACACAGGGAAAAAGAUCUUUGCGGUCUCUGGCCUCAUGUCUGACCGGGAGACCUCGUCCAGUCCUGAAGACCGAAAUGACAGAUAUAGAAGCGACAACCAAAGAGGGCCACAAGCGUCUGCGACCACCACCCACCGUAUGGUUUUAACUCUGCCCCUCUGCAAAAAGAAAGCAACCUUGUUCGACAGCCAGGCCCCGAUCUGCCCCAUCUGCCAGGUCCUUCUGCGCCCCGGUGAACUGCAGGAACACAUGGAGCAGGAGCUGGAGAAACUCACUCAGCUGAACGUCAGUAAGAACUCCAUACUGAAGGAUUCCAUGGCACCUGGCACCCCCAAGUCAAUUUUGUUGUCAGCCUCAAUCAAGCGGGAAGGAGACUCUCGGACAGCAUCGCCUCACUCCUCAGAUGAUAUCCAUCACUCAGACAGAUACCAGACCUUCCUGAGAGUGAGAGCGAACAGGCAGACCAGGCUGAAUGCUCGGAUUGGGAAAAUGAAACGGAGGAAGCAAGACGAAGGGCAGGUAUGUCCCCUCUGCAGCCGGCCUCUGUCAGGAUCCGAGGAGGAGAUGAGUAGACAUGUGGAACAAUGCCUUGCAAAGAGAGAAGGCUCGUGCAUGACUGAGGAUGACUCUGUGGACAUCGAGAAUGAGAACGGCAAUCGCUUCGAGGAAUACGAGUGGUGCGGGCAGAAGAGGAUACGUGCCACCACCCUCCUGGAGGGGGGAUUCCGAGGUUCUGGAUUCAUUAUGUGCAGUGGCAAGGAGAAUCCGGAUAGCGACGCUGAUCUCGACGUGGAUGGAGAUGACACGCUGGAAUACGGGAAACCACAGUACACAGAGGCAGAUAUCAUCCCUUGCACUGGGGAAGAGCCGGGCGAAGCCAAAGAGCGUGAGGCACUCCGUGGUGCCGUCUUAAAUGGUGGCACGCCCAGUACCCGAAUAACGCCAGAGUUUUCCAAAUGGGCCAGCGAUGACAUGCCCUCGACGAGUAACGGGGAGAGCAGUAAACAGGAGGCUCUGCAAAAGACCUGUAAGAACAGCGACAUCGAAAAAAUUACAGAAGACUCUGCAGUGACAACAUUUGAAGCGUUAAAGGCUCGUGUCCGGGAGUUAGAAAGGCAGCUUUCCCGUGGAGACCGCUAUAAAUGUCUCAUUUGCAUGGACUCUUACACAAUGCCCCUGACUUCCAUUCAGUGCUGGCAUGUGCACUGUGAAGAAUGUUGGCUGCGGACUCUGGCUUUUCUCUGGGGCUCAUCACUGCAACACUCACAAGUCAGGGAAGGAAGAGGUAUCGUUGUCCCCAGUUUACAGACAGGAAGACCAAGGGUGCUAAGAAGCUCUGCCCCCAGUGUAACACCAUCACGUCUCCCGGAGACCUCAGGCGCAUCUACUUAUGAAGGACACAGCUGGAGGGCGGGACACAGCUACCCGGAUCAGCUAAUCACACCGAGGGGGGAAAACGAUGAUAAAAAAAGACGUUUAAAACCAAUAGACUCCAGACAUGGACUCGAGGAUAAAGGAGCCGCGGGGAAGCCUCGGCUUCCGUGUCUGUCGUUUUGGGACCUCCUUUGGCAACUCUACUGCAGGCAAAACCAAACCCUUUUUUAAAACCAGUGUUCCCCUCUCCCCAGAGCUGGCUUUGCAUUGCGGAUGGCUUGUGAGCCCUUCCUUUGGACUGUGCUGUUCACGCCUCCAACCCCAGACGACUGGGAAGGGACCCUUGACGGAAAGAUGUUAAAUAACCUGUAACUUGUGUUCUUUGUUCAGUUUGGUUGGUUGGGUUUUUUUUGUUUUUGUUUGUUUUUUGGGUUUGUUUUUUGUUUGGUUGGUUGGUUUUUUUUGGUGGUGUUCUAGUGAUUAAAAAAGGUUUAAAGAAAAAACACACAGGCAGAAAAUGAAGCACAUGUAAUAUAGAUUAUAUAUGUUUACAAUGUUGUGUAUAAAUGGGAUAGACACAAACAUUACAUACUAAUAAGUUGCCCUUUUUUUUGGUUGUAUUUUUUUUAAAGAAGAAAAAAAUGAGCAGAGAACAUUAAAUCCAUAUUUUUCUUGGUUCUGCGAAGCUUUGGCAUUAAAGUCAUUAGUUUAAAAAAAGUAUAUAUCUACAUAUCUAUAAUGUAAAUGGUUUAAUGUUCUGUGGUGUAUAUUUCCUCGGUCAGAUAUGAAGUUAACAGCUUUUUAGUAAUGGCUGUUGCAGCACCCAUAACUUACAAGACUUAUGGGGAGUAGGGGAGAUGGGUUUUGUCAUUAGUCGUAGCUGAUGGGGCUGUUUCGCAUAGAAUCGUUAUCCCACAGAAAGCCAGCAGCGUUUAGUUUCUCAUCGGGGGGGCAGCUGGAAAGGUCUGGCUCAGGUGCUUUCACCUCUUUUCCAUCUGGGCCACGGGCAGGAGUUGAGAUUAGCUGGGAGACAGGAAUGAACCUGGCCAAGUGCAGCUGUCUCCAGUGGCUGGGAAUCUGCACCCCAAAGCUUCAGUUAACCCAACCAUUGCCCACGAAAACCAAAGGCCAUGCCCUGGUCCAAGCAAAAACGUGCCACUGGCUUGUUUUGUUCCCACUGGAAAGGAAUUCACUGCCCAAUGGCCCAGGGUGUUCUCUCUGCUCCAGAGCGCCUCCUAUGCCCACAGGAGAGGUGGGGCUAUGGCACAGGAGAGGUGGGGCCAUGGCACAGGCUCGGGGCCAAGGCUUCAGUCUGUGCUCUCCCUUCUGGCUGAGACCGUUGCGGGCUGAGUAGUAGGGGGUGACUACAGUGCAGGGAAGGAAGACUCUUGCUAGAGGUGUUCUCUGGGGAGGCUACUGUACUGCCUUUUUUUACCAUCUCCGUCCAUCCUGCUGUCUUGUUCUACCGCUUUGCCAGUACGAGAGGCCUGAGAAUUGCACUGACUUUCUCGUAUGAGCUCUUUGCUACAGUGGAAGGUUGCUUUAGAUCGCCGAUCUCUUCCAGAGCCUGCCUGGGCCGGGGUUCCUAGGACAUGGUGCACGUUCCUCCUCCUAAAACAAUGCAAAGUAACUUCCGCAUCUAAGUAAAGGGUGUUGCUAGGGCCCCUCUCUCAGGCCACUGAGUUGGCAAGGAGAACCCAGCCUCACCGAACUAAGAUGAGCAAAGAUUCAGAUACUUCCAGUCAGUGCCAGAGAUCCCCAAUGACCUUAUCCCAGGAGAUUUCUCCUAGCUUCUUCCACAGCAGCACCUACAGCAGCUCUCAGUUGUCCUUAGCUUCCAGGUCCACAGCCGCACACAGCUGUCACUAGCUGAGGGUUGCCAUCUGCUCCCCUAUUACCUUGGGAACAAAGAAACUAAUACAAUUUUACCUACCAAAAAGCAACGUACGCCUCUCGAGCCACUUGAGUUUUGCAAGGCUGCGUGAGCGUUGUUUAAAGGUUCUCACUGGUGGCUGUUGUUGCCAGGGUGGUGACCUUGCAGGACAGUAGCCCAGAGUUGAAAUGUGGGAGGAGGGAAGUUGGUGAAGUUACCCUUGUGGUGGUGUUCACCAGGCAGCCCCCCCUCACUAGCUGUCUCACUUCAUGAACCCAGGUGAGAGACCAGAAUAAGCUAGACACAGGAAUAUUGUACCUCCAGGGGUCAUUUGAAGGCCUUUUGGAAGCCUCCUACUUGCUGGAUUUCUUGGUGUUGGCCACCUGGCCACUAUAGGGUGUGCUGACAUCAAGAGGGUCUCCGGACUCCUCCCCAGCACUGCAAAGAUGGUUUGUGUUUUGCAGUAACAGAAUAUUUGACGAGGCAGCUUUUCUCAGUGAUGAUAGUUCUAUCGCAACUUCCCUGCCUGAGUGUCUGAUGUCUUCUCCUGGGAGCUGCCAUUUUGGUCAGUGUCUUGCUGUUUGAUUUCUAAAGGACCCUGUUGCACAAAAUAAAUCUGUCUCCUGAUGGAAUUAUAUCUCUUCCCCCUCCGCCAACAAAGAUGAUAUCACUUAACUCUGAGCUUCCUGGGUCCUUAUGCUCUCAAGGCAGCAACCUUUACCUAUAGUACAGUUGUUGCCCCUGUGAGUCUAUCCCGGGCGUCCGUGGCCAUUCCCUGGUAGCUAACAUGCUGCACAUGUGUACCUUCUUGGGCGGUCUUUGGGAGAUGAAGAAUCUGUGACUGCGAGAGAAAACUCUUCUAACAUUCCAAGUUUGGAAGUUUCUCCCCUGCAGAGACAGGCCUGUGAGAGCAGCGGGAGGGGCUGCACGUGCAGUUAAGCCUUGGAACGCCAUUCGUUCUGCUGGGAAGUAGCCCUGCCUGUAGCACUUAAGCCCUGGGAAAGGCAGUCAGUAGGGUUGGUUUUUAAAUUGGAAUAAUAAACUCUGCAAGGGGGGGCCGCCUUGCCCAGCACUAGCUGCGGGUGCCCUUGGUACUAGAGCUGGGAUCUCUCUGUGAAUGGAACUGGAGAAUGCGCAGUGAUUUUUUUUUUUUUAAAGGCAGUUGGGAAUGGGGAAGUGGGGAGGGCAGGUUCCCCAGUGCCCGAGCUCUGCCUUGCAAGGAGGCACUGAGAGCCAGGCUCUCUCUCGUGUGUUGUGGAGCAGCAAUGUGCUGUGUACGUAUCUGUAAAACCAUAUGUAACCAGUAAUGUUUUUUUUUUUAAUGUAAAGCCGUCCCUGUUUUUAAGAAGGGUGGGGAUCUGAGGGGAGAAUGGAGAGAGAAGAGUCUCAUUCUGGCCUUCUCAGGAGCCAGCCGCGUUUUGUAACCAACGAUCGCUUUCUCCUCUUCCACAAUGAGCUUAAACAAAAAAAAAAAAACAAAAAAAGAAAUUAACUCUCUUUGCCCAAAGAAUCCCAAUUGCACAAGGUGAUAUUCCAGUUGUGUCAAUGAUUGUGUGUCAAUGUAUAUUAUAUAAAAAGGUACUUGUCAUUCCCGUUUGUAAACUACAUUUGACAUUAAUUAAACGAGUAUAAAUCUU
Molecule: messenger RNA, 5687 nt
Organism: Caretta caretta (loggerhead turtle)
Lineage: Eukaryota; Metazoa; Chordata; Testudines; Cheloniidae
Source: RefSeq, a predicted model, not a curated record